Molecule: messenger RNA, 2398 nt
Organism: Penaeus indicus
Lineage: Eukaryota; Metazoa; Arthropoda; Malacostraca; Decapoda; Penaeidae
Exons: 5
Coding region: 508-1236 (242 amino acids)
Source: RefSeq, a predicted model, not a curated record
CCCCGGGAGUGAUAACCGGUGCCCGGUCAUAAUGGCACCAUUCUUGCAACAGACGUCGAGACGGAAGCACCGCCGUCCCCUGCCUUGACCAGUGCCAGUCUACUGCAUGGCACUCUGAGGAACGGUGCCAUUAGGAUCUUGACCGAGUAGCCUCCGCUCGCCUCUGCUGCCUGCCUGUCGGCUUAGAGCUCUUGAAUAUUUCAGAAGAGCGAUCGAUAUUUUUUGAAAUAGGAGUCUCUUAGCGACUUUUUUUUAUCUGUGAGAAUUUUUGAACUUUUUACUUUCGAAGGGAAAGGACGAGGAGAACUUCCGAGUGAACGUUUCCGAUUAAGAACUGUGAACUUGAUUACUGAUGAACAUUUUGCGACGGUGAGGAAUAGCUGUCGUUGAAUGCACUGUAGAACAACUAUUAUCUUUCUAAGAGGAAGUGAUCACUAACAAGAAGAAAGUACGAACAAAUUCCGUUGAUCAGGACUCAGUCUGCAUCAGGUGAACACAGCUGACAUCAUGAAGAAGUGCUGUUGGUGUUGCAUCAGCCUCCAGAAGGGAGUUGUGGCCAUUGGCGUUCUCAGCGUGAUCGCCUCCACGCUCCUGACGGUGGGCUACGGCGCCGUCUCGGCCACCUUGGAGGAGCACGUCGCGGCCUGCAGGAGCGGAGAGCCAAAGGACCUGCUGGGACUCCUGCCGACGUGCGAGGCCCUCGGGGACGCCGGCACGCUCUUGGCCGCCCGGAUCUUCGUGUACGUGCAGGUGGCUGUGUGGCUGCUCUUCCUCGUUUUCUCUGUGCUGCUCAUCGUCGGCGCGGUGAAGGAGCGGAGCGGCCUGCUGGUGCCGUGGCUGGUGCUGUCCGUGGUGGUGAUGGCGGCCGUGGUGUGGGCGGGCGUGCGGGCGGCCCUGCACCACCACACCCUCGACCUCCUCGCCUCGGUGCUCGCCCUCGCUGUCUGCGCCUACUUCUGCCUCGUCGUCCGCUCGUACUCGAAGCUCGUCAAGAAGCAGGGCCUCGUGCCGGUGCUCGUGCCUUCUACCUUCCACGCCCACCUGCGUCGCCCGUGCGAGUGCUGCUGCGAGGACGAGGUUCUGUCGACGCCCACCGUCGGCUCCCGCGCCCAAUCCCUCAACCGGAGUCGCGUCGGGCCUCAGCAGGGGCGGGACCAACCGCCUGCCUACUCCCCGCGCCCACCAACGCCCACGAAGAAGGGCCCGCCGCCCACGGGGCUCGGAUUCAAAAUUUGAAGGGCGGACGUUGAGGUGUGGGAAUACCUUGCAGAUGUUGUUAUACAGGAUCGACUUUACUUUUUGUGAUUUGAUGAGAAGCUGUUGUCGGUUAUUAUUAUCAUAAUAGUUAUUACCAUUAUUUUGCAAGUACAACGUACACCAAUCUUUCUUCUUUUUAUUGCUAUUUUCUUUCCUUAUGCCAGGAACACAGAUAUUUAGCCAAAGUUAUAUCAUUUCUCUUUUCUUCGUAUAACGAUUAUCCGUUUUUUGUCUGUUCAUCACUGCAAUUUCCUCUGUCUAUUUACGUGUAAAUUACAAAUAUAUAUUUGUAAAAUCAUUAUUUGUUUUUUGAUGAUGUAUAACAGCUUCGGUUUAUUUUCAGUUAUUUAUUAUUACAAUUUAUUUUCCUCUCGAAGUAUAUUUUCUUUUCGAAGUAUACACAUAUUUUUUCUGUCUAUAUUUUUUCUGUUUAUUUUCCUCUUCAAAUAUCACAACGAUCUCGUUCAUCACUAACUUUCCUAAGUUGCAUGGGUCAAAGUUCCUCUGAUUUUAAGCACGUUUUAGCCUUUGCCUGGAUCACACAUUCCUUCUGGAAGUCUAAAGUACAAGAGGGUGUACAGAGAGUCGCAAGCAUACAAACACAUGCAAACAUAUAUUACAGCAAACACACACACACACACACACACACACACACACACACAGGCACGCACACACACACACACACAACAUUCCGUAACUCCUGACAGAAAUCUAGCUUAAUAUAUUAAAACAUAAAAAGUUGAGUGGUCUUUGUUUAAUUUCUUUUUAUUCAGCUAAUGUAUGACAAUGAACACUGAAUUUGAAACAAGCCUAAUGGAGUGUAAGUAAUAAUAUAUAGACGGUUGUGAAGGUCACCGCAGUCCGUUUUCUAUAAUACAAACGGUUUGUUUAACUUCGGUGAGAAAGAAAACGGUUACUGUAUCUAAGUGUAGUUUUUUAUUGCUUUGUAACAUUAUUCGCUUCAAAGGUGAUUAGGUAAUAUUUUUGUUGUUGCUUAGAUGCCUGUAACGCGAUCAUUUUCAUACCAAUACCACUUUUUAUUUUUAUUGUCCUUGUUAUUUUUCAAAUGCUUCCGCCAUUUUCGUAUAGUAACCCUAUAAAUGAAAUGUAUAUAUUGUUAAAUAAACUAACAAAAAUAUCA